Molecule: messenger RNA, 2015 nt
Organism: Anopheles funestus (African malaria mosquito)
Lineage: Eukaryota; Metazoa; Arthropoda; Insecta; Diptera; Culicidae
Exons: 2
Coding region: 835-1485 (216 amino acids)
Source: RefSeq, a predicted model, not a curated record
UUUAUCACGCAUUUUGACGAUCUACGUACAAAAGAAACAAUUUCGAUCCAUAAGCUUAAACCCUAACUCAAACCGGUUUCAGUUUGACAGUUGACAGGUCGGUAUUGACAGUUGACAGGUCGGUUGACAGGGUGACCCUACAGUGACAUCACAUAUGUUUGGUUGUCAUUUUUUGCACAAUCUAUCGUUGUUUUGGUAUUGUUUGGCAAACGCUACACACACGGGAGCAGCAAAGGCUUUUUUUGGUUGUGAUAUUAACCGGGUUCAAAAAUUCCCUACGUAAUCUUAUGACGUUUUUGACCAUCGGUGGUGGCCGUCGUUACGUAGUGUUUUUCGGUUGUUCGUCGUUUCACAUUCGUCUGUUAAUGAGAUAAAACCAUGCGGCGUUCAUUAGGUGGGUCGCUAAACGUUGCUGCCACGGGACAAGGAAGUGAUGGUCAGUGGGUACGGUUUACCGUCCAACCGUUCAACGUUAAUGGUGGGCGUCGGUAAAACCUUUGUCCUUCCGGUGCCCGUUUCAAGUGCCGCUCAAAGCGGAAUAAACCCCGGUCACGUCCGCAUCAUCAUGGUACGGUAGCGCGCCAAAUUCUGUCCCGUUGCGUAUUGCCAAACUUCUGUAGUCGGUAUUCUUCUACCCCGGUGCAACCGGUGACUCCGUGUGUUCCGAUGUGUGAUAGAUUGUGCAUUCCGUAGAUGUUUUAUUUUCGUUCCUUCGAUUUAAUAUCAACUUUGAGCUGCGUUUUUGACGAUUGUCUGGUACCCGGCAGCAACAGAUUUCAAACGAAUCAGUAAAUUUAUUUGCCUGUGUAUCCCGGAACGUGCCAGCCAACCAUCAUGAGCCAAUUUUCCAGUAUAGCCACGUGCUUCGGUCACGUCGUGCUUGCCGCCGUGACAGGGUGGUCUUUAAAGUAUCUGCCGAGCCCGAACAGUACGCCGACUGUACCGUUUGUCUGGAUCAUGCUCUGGUGCCUGAUGGCGUACAGUAUGCUUGGCAUCAUUCGUUUCAGCCAUCCGCAGCCGGGCAAGAUGUUGCGCUUCCUGUACGAACAUAUCGCUUUACUCGCCAAGGUGUGUCCACUGCCGUUCCUUAAUGCGCAGCUGUACCUCCAGCCAGACCAACCGCUGUUUAAGCAACUGUUUCAGAACGGUCUAGGCUAUACGUUUUUACUCUCCGCGCUGGUGGCAUACGUCCUGUGCAACAUAUUCAGCGACCUGAAUCGUCGCCACAUCGGCGAGUACGUUUCCACCGCUGUACUACUCCUGAAUGCCGUCGGCCUUACGCUCGUCUCUUGUAGCAGUGAAAAUUUUUGGGCAAUGGGACUGGUAGUGUCCUUCGUCUCCAAACACUUCCUUUUGCCCCUCCUAGCGGAACGAUACCGUAUGCCGCACGCCCUCCUCUACACGUACGGAUUGAGCUUUUACGAAAUAUUCGCCGUGAAUGCCGUUAUCGAUGUACAAACUUCCACGAUCAGGGUGAUCAUGUAAUCAAGCAAAUCCAUUCCGCUUAUGCUCUGAUAUAUUUUACAGCAAACCGAAUCAGGUUAAGUAAAAAAAAACAUUCUAAACAAAGCCCCCGGGGUGCAACAGAUUGUCCGAUCAAGCGGCAAUAAUCGUUAUCAGAAUACUGAUUAAGGAAACAUUCUAAUACCUCGAUACGAAAGCGCAAACAAACUAACAAACCGUAGUGGUAAACCGUUAACCAGCAACAGGGAAAGUUUUUCUUUUUGAUACGACUACUUUUUUGCUACAAAAAAAAAACACGAUUGUGUACUUUUGCUUUACGCACAGAAACGCAUGAACGAUAUAUACAUAUAUACACAGAAGGCUAUUAUAUUCAUAUACAAAUGUAGGUAGUGUAAUGUUUUGGGGAAAAAAUGAACUUUUUUAUUUUGUAAAGAAAGUGAGGUGAAAAUGUCUGUUAGUAAGGUGAAAAUCAAAUCAAAGGAAUGAACACCUUCUGCUGCCUUUUUGUAUAAGUUUAGUCCUUACUUUGUCUAACCUUAUUGUUUUUUUUU